Molecule: messenger RNA, 1049 nt
Organism: Solanum dulcamara
Lineage: Eukaryota; Viridiplantae; Streptophyta; Magnoliopsida; Solanales; Solanaceae
Product: cold-regulated 413 plasma membrane protein 2
Exons: 4
Coding region: 227-835 (202 amino acids)
Cellular component (GO): membrane
Source: RefSeq, a predicted model, not a curated record
UCAGUAAUGAGUGAAAUCCGGUACGUGUUAGCAAGUUACGUUAACUUCGGUCAAAGUGGCGGAAUUUGAGUGCACUUGUAAGGCCCACGUGUCUAAUAAUUAGAUAUUUAACAGCCAUAGAAAAUACUCGACAGACUGGACAGUACACAUUAAUUCUGUAUUUCUCUUUGUCGAUCGCUAUUUCUUGAAUAAUUUUUCAGAUCUAUUAGUUGGAGUUGAAAGAAAAAUGGGGAGGAUGGAUUAUUUGGCUAUGAAGACUGAUGAAGAUACUAACAAAUUGAUUAAUGAAGAUCUGAAUGAGCUCAAGUUAGCUGCUAAGAACCUCUUUGACCAUGCCACUAAACUUGGUGGUCUUGGAUUUGGUACUUCUCUUCUCAAAUGGUUCGCCUCAUUUGCUGCCAUUUAUUUGCUGAUACUGGACCGGACAAACUGGAAAACAAAUAUGCUGACUGGACUUCUAGUCCCAUAUAUUUUCUUCAGUUUCCCUGGAGUGUUAUUCCACUUAUUCAGAGGAGAGGUUGGGAAAUGGAUUGCUUUCGUUGCAGUGGUACUCAGGCUUUUCUUCCCACGACAUUUUCCAGACUGGUUGGAGAUGCCUGGUUCAUUAAUCCUACUUCUAGUGGUUGCACCCAACCUCUUUGCCCACACUUUUAGAGACAGUUGGGUUGGCACUGUGAUAUGUCUUUUGAUUGGCUGCUAUCUCCUCCAAGAGCACAUCAGAGCCUCUGGUGGAUUCAGAAAUUCCUUCACACAGAGCAAUGGUAUAUCUAACACAGUAGGUAUUAUCCUUCUGUUGGUCUAUCCAAUCUGGGCGCUGGUACUCCGAGUCGUUUGAUGAACUAUAGCUGCAACAAUGAUUUGUGUGUUUUGGUCCACGAAUUUCAAUGUUGAAUGCUGCGAGCAGACCUCUUCGGUUACUAUUAAACCGAUGAAUAAAUGGAUUUGGUUUAGUUUUGGAUGUGGUUUAAACGUUUCUGGUUAUGUGAUUAUUUACUUUUGACAUAUAAAGUACUUAUGAUUAGUGGAUUUUGCAAAGUUUUCUUCACACA